Molecule: messenger RNA, 2189 nt
Organism: Oxyura jamaicensis (ruddy duck)
Lineage: Eukaryota; Metazoa; Chordata; Aves; Anseriformes; Anatidae
Gene: PIGW
Product: phosphatidylinositol glycan anchor biosynthesis class W
Exons: 3
Coding region: 16-1536 (506 amino acids)
Biological process (GO): protein localization to plasma membrane; GPI anchor biosynthetic process
Cellular component (GO): membrane; endoplasmic reticulum
Molecular function (GO): glucosaminyl-phosphatidylinositol O-acyltransferase activity
Source: RefSeq, a predicted model, not a curated record
CGGAGCAAAAGAAGGAUGUCACAAAAACAGCUGAAAGAAGCCUUUAUCAGUAACCUGAACGGAACGAGCUUGCUGGAAGUUUCGCUGGGCUUGCCUCUAGCUCCGCUCUGCCUGCUUUGCAGAGGACUCCUCUUGAUUUUGUAUUACCUGCACAAUGGGAAGCCUCUAAGUUCAAGGAAAUACAGCCUGCUGCUGGACUUCGUUGUGCUGGUGUCUCCUCUCCUGUUCUCCUGUACAGUCCUGUCUCCAAUCAUCUUUUUUCUGCCAAGCAUCAUUACAGCCAUCUGUGCAGGAAUAUUUUCUAAAAUAUACAGCCAAAGAAAACAUGAUACCAGAGCACCUUUCAGGCAAAUUGUAAAAGACUUCCAGAAGGCAUACUUGGAUUCAGAAUACAUUCCAGCAAUAACUGCAUUCCGUGUUUAUGUCAACGUGCUGACAUCGAUCAGUAUUUUAGCAGUGGAUUUCCCACAGUUCCCAAGGCGAUACGCCAAAGCUGAGACCUAUGGAACUGGAGUUAUGGAUUUGGGGGUUGGAGCUUUCAUUUUUGGUAAUGCUCUUGUUAGUCCUGAAGUUAGACAAAAGUCAUAUGUGACGCAACCAAAAUUUUCCCAUCUGGCCAAGCAGGUUUUUUCCAUCUGGCCGUUGAUUUUCCUUGGUGUUGGACGACUCCUUAGCGUUAAAUCUAUCGAGUAUCACGAACAUACUUCAGAGUAUGGAGUGCACUGGAAUUUUUUCUUUACCUUAGCAUUUGUGAGGCUUGCAGCAUCUCUACUUUUAGCCAUAAUUCCAAAAAAUUAUUCUUGGAUUGUGGCUAUGAAUCUCGCUGUACUUUAUCAGCUUAUUCUUAACAUUACCUCUCUGAAGACAUUUGUCUUGCAUGGCAGCAACGGCAAAGAUACUAGGGUUGGCUUUUUCAAUGCCAACAGGGAAGGCCUGCUCUCUCUCUUUGGAUAUCUAGCCAUAUACAUGGCAAGUGUGCAAGUAGGGCUCUAUCUGAUGAAGUGCAGAAACUCGGUCAAGGACUGGAUGGAAGCAGUCUGCUUCUUAAUGCUGACCAUCCUUGUGCUCUUCGUACUGCUUCACCUGUCACAAGCACACGCAGACCCCGUGUCCCGCCGGAUGGCCAAUCUGUCGUACUGCAUAUGGGUCGUUGCUCACUGCCUGACUCUCUUUGUCUUCUUCGUAGUGACUGAUCUCAUGCUGGUGUUCACAAAGCUUCUCGUGAAGGGCUCCAAUGUGCCCUCUUGUUGGAGUGUUGGAAAGCCCCAUAACACCAGCAAAAAGGAUGCAAAGGAGGCUGUGCCUAUCGGAAGGGAAAGUGAGCUGUCGCACGCUUGCCUGAUCAGUGCUGUUAAUAAAAAUCAGCUACUAUUUUUCUUGCUAGCAAAUGUUAUGACUGGUAUUGUGAAUAUAAUGAUAGAUACAAUCCACAGCAAGGCUGCAUUUACAUUAUGUAUACUGCAUUUGUAUAUGUUUUUUAACUGUUUAAUUAUGUAUACAUUGCAUGCCAAAAAUAUAGUAUUAAAAUUUUGGUGAUUCCACCCUGUCUUAAGGGGGGACUAGCUAAACUUUAUUUAGUGUUUAAUUAAAAAUGUAUUUAAUGAUAUGUAAAUACAAUAUUUUAUAAGUUAGUAUUUAUAACAGCUUUUUAUGACAGCUUUUAAUGAUUAUUUGUAUGUAUUUAUUUAUUUUUAGGUUUUGUUUUACCAAAUCAUACAAUCGGUACUGUUACCUGUUGAAGAUGUUGCACAUUUUCCUGAAAACCUAGUUUCUGAGAUCGUUUGCUGAAUACUUGCACUGUUUCUGUAAACAUAUAUGCAGAAAAGUAACGUUACGGCUAGUGAACUGCAGAUUCGAGAGGUAUGUUUAUAUCCAAGUGCUGGUAAGAUUAGAUAACACUGUGCAGAGUCGAAGCCAGAUGAAAAGUAAGAAAAUGAGUAGUACUUAUUUAUAGACAGACUUAGCUGUGUCAAGAUCUAGAUAGUUCAGGCCCUUGCAUAAAUAAUAGAUAAGAAUAAUUCUUUAUAUAAAAUCUGUUGGAUGAGUGGAUAGUUAAAAAUGUGUUUUGGCCCCAGUCCUGCAAGGAUUUAUGCAUAUGCUUGACUUUGAUGGCAGUAAUUGUAUGUGGAAUGUUAAUCAUAGACUGAAAUCUAAAUUAGCCUUUGAAUUAAAGCUAAAUUUUAUUUUCA